CCGGUCGAGGUUGACAGUGAGGACACUUCCUGAUGCUGGCAGCCGGGUCGAGCUAGGCCAGCUAACGUAUCUGAUUUUCACGGUUUGGGGAAACCUGUGAAAUACAGCGUGGUCAAGUCGUCUGAUUCAGCGGUGGGAGCAGAAGAGGUCAGGCAGCACCAUGAACGGCCAGCUGGACCUGAGCGGGAAGCUGAUCAUCAAAGCCCAGCUGGGCGACGACAUCAGACGCAUCCCGAUCCACAACGAAGACAUCACUUACGACGAGCUCGUGCUGAUGAUGCAGCGUGUCUUCAGGGGGAAGCUGCAGAGUAACGACGAGGUGACCAUCAAAUACAAGGACGAAGAUGAUGACCUCAUUACCAUCUUCGACAGCUCUGACCUCUCCUAUGCCAUCCAGUGCAGUAGAAUACUCAAACUGACUUUGUUUGUGAAUGGUCAGCCGCGACCUCUGGAGUCCAGUCAGGUGAAGUACCUGCGCAGGGAGCUCAUUGAGCUCAGGAAUAAAGUCAACAACCUCCUGGAUAGCUUGGAGCCCCCCACGGAGCCUGGUCUGGCUGCUACAGCACCGGACAGUGACUCCGUGGACGGACGUGAAGGCAGAGUGGUGCUGGCGGACCACACGCUGAAACAGGCCCCUCCGGUCAGCGCGGCCAGCAUGUCGGCUUUCGACCCGUUAAAAAACCAGGACGAGGUCAGCAAGAACGUCAUCUCCGCGUUCGGCCUGAGCGAGGACCAGGCCUCAGCUCCUCCAGCGGUUGCACUAGAGGAGCGCUCGGGAACCCCUGACAGCAUUGCCUCCUCCUCGUCUGCAGCCCCUCAGCCAGUGGUGCCCCCCCAAACACAGGCUCCCUAUGCUGGAGUGCAGCAGGGACCCCCAGCUGCCAUGGAUGGCCAGGGGUAUCAGCAGUACCAGGCUCCAGGGGGAUACCCGCCUCAGCAGCCAGGCGCCCCGCCUCAGCAGCAGUACGGUCUGCAGUACUCUGCAGGAUACAGCACUCAGCCUGGAGCCGCCCAGCCGGGCCCGCCACAGCCACAGCAGUUCCAGACCUACGCUCCUCCCUCCUCCCAGGCUCCGGCCUCCGUUGCAGCUGCGGCUCCGGCUGCGGCUGCGGCUCCGGCUCCGGCUCCGGGCUUCCAGGGCGGCCAGCAGCAGCAGCCCCAGCAGCCGCAUCCAACUCAGGGAGCCCAGCAGUAUCCGCCAGGCGCCUUCCCUCCCCAAAACUAUACCUCUCAGGCCUCCCAGCCUGCCAACUACAGCCUCCCCCCCAGCUCCCAGCCCGGCGCCGGAUACCAGUCCCGCCCGGGCUACACCCCGCCGCCGGGCAACACUGUCACCCCUCCGCCGGGCGCCGCCAACCCGUACGCCCGCAACCGACCCCCUUACGGCCAGGGCUACGCUCAGCCCGGCCCCGGGUACCGGUAAAAGAGGAUAGCGGAUGUUACUGAUCCACCCCCCUCCCCCACCCACCCACCCUAACCCCUCCCCUAUGUGUGUCUCCAACGGUUUUGCGUGGGUGCAGGAGACAUGGUUCACGGCUCUGCAUUCCCACACUGCCCCGGAAGAAUAUCAAGUCCAAAUAUGAAGCGACCCCCCCCCCCCCUCCCAGUCUGAUGGUGAGUGUUUGUAUGCUGCCUCUCCAGCACCACCACCAUGAGGCUCUGGUGUAUGCGCCCCCCCCCCCCCCUCCCCACCACUACUGUCCGCUCUUCCCUCUCGUGUCCGUCACAAUGUUCUCCGUCUGUGCGCACACGCCUCGGACACCAAAAAUGGGCUGUCGCACAAACCGUUUGUCGUCGUCGUCAUGGUAACGCUUCACAAGCGACAGAUCGGCGUGCGCACGCGUGACGACGACGACCGCCGUCAACAAGACACUAUCUAAAUGAAAACUCGCCCCCUUCCGUUGUUGUUUUGUUGUUUUCUUGAUUUGAUCAAUUCCACCACCAUGUCGGUAUUAAUGACGUGUCAAUGAAACUGCCCCAUGUUGGGAGAACUGGUUUAAGUGAUGGCUUCUGGGAGGCGUCGGCCCCACGGUGUCAUGAAGAAGGCUUCUUUUGGUUUCGCUCGUCGUCUCAUCUCCAGUAAAGCUCGCUGUUCCUCUUUAACCCAUCACUGGUUUUUACUAAUAAAUCAAAUUACACCCUCGAGUGAGAUUAGUUGUUCAUGUAUGAACUGUAACUUUUUUUUUUCUUCUCGAACCUAAUAAAUGAUUGAUACCC
This is a messenger RNA of Pseudoliparis swirei, 2217 nucleotides long. RefSeq names its product trafficking from ER to golgi regulator (gene tfg). The transcript is spliced from 8 exons. The record is from RefSeq and is a predicted model, not a curated record. Gene Ontology annotation, cellular component: endoplasmic reticulum exit site. NCBI's taxonomy places the organism in Eukaryota, Metazoa, Chordata, Actinopteri, Perciformes, Liparidae. Bases 161 to 1423 code for a protein of 420 amino acids. Gene Ontology annotation, biological process: endoplasmic reticulum to Golgi vesicle-mediated transport; COPII vesicle coat assembly. Gene Ontology annotation, molecular function: identical protein binding.